This is a messenger RNA of Anopheles marshallii, 384 nucleotides long. RefSeq names its product V-type proton ATPase subunit F (gene Vha14-1). The record is from RefSeq and is a predicted model, not a curated record. Bases 1 to 384 code for a protein of 127 amino acids. Gene Ontology annotation, biological process: proton transmembrane transport. Gene Ontology annotation, cellular component: membrane; proton-transporting V-type ATPase, V1 domain. Gene Ontology annotation, molecular function: proton-transporting ATPase activity, rotational mechanism. Lineage: Eukaryota; Metazoa; Arthropoda; Insecta; Diptera; Culicidae. The transcript is spliced from 4 exons.
AUGGCUCUUUUAUCGGCAAUGAAAGGAAAACUGAUCUCCGUCAUUGGGGAUGAGGACACCUGUGUUGGGUUUUUGCUCGGUGGAGUUGGUGAGAUCAACAAGAAUCGCCAUCCAAACUUUAUGGUUGUUGACAAAAAUACGGCAGUUAGUGAAAUCGAAGAUUGCUUCAAGCGUUUCAUCAAGCGUGACGAUAUUGAUAUCAUUCUGAUCAACCAGAACUACGCCGAGUUGAUUCGUCACGUGAUCGAUUCGCACACUGCCCCCACACCAGCAGUACUGGAGAUUCCUUCCAAAGAUCAUCCGUACGAUGCGAGCAAGGAUUCGAUUUUGCGUCGUGCUAAGGGUAUGUUCAAUCCGGAUGAUAUGAUUGCUAAUCGCGGCUAA